AUGUCUGAAAAAAAGAAUAAUAAAAAAAAAAAGCAUAAAUUGUUAUUAGUCCAAGAAAAUGGAGUAAGGACCAAUUCGUUGGAAAAAUAUACAGGGUUAGGUACCUGCAUUUUUUAUCGCUUUAAUAAAAAUAAAAAGACAGAAGAAAAAUAUUACGGCUAUUUCUUAGAAGGCAAAAAACAUGGAUACGGUCAAUAUAUAUAUUAUAAUGGUGAUGUGUAUAAAGGGACGUAUGAGCAUGGUAAGAAAAGUGGUAUAGGCACUUAUAUAUAUAAUAUUGAUAAGAAAAUAAAAAAAAAGAGAAAUGAAAAAAUAAAAGGAAGCGAUGAAGAAAAGGAGAGUGACAAAGAAAUGGACGAUGAUUCUAAUGGAGAGAUAAAAAUCGAAGAAAAGGAUGAACAAAGUGAUGAUAAUAAAAACUAUGAGGAGGAUAAGUCCGAUUCUGAAUUAUUAAAAAAAAAUAAAUUGUGCAAAGAAUUAAUCGCACUUAUAAAAAAUAUGAAUAAAAAAAAAAAGGAAAAGAAGAAAAAAAUGAAACUUCCUUUAGAAAAGGAAAGAUGUUAUUAUUAUGGAAAUUAUAUUAAUGGAUUGAAGCACAAUGAAGGUAUGAUGGUAUAUGAGAAUGGAGAUGUCUAUGUAGGGACGUGGAAAUUCGGAGAGAAAAAUGGACCUGGUAAAUAUAUAUAUAAUAAAUGUAAGAGUACAUUAGAAGGUAAUUGGGCUGAGGGAUAUUUAUCAUAUGGAAAGUGGACACUUCCAAAUGGUAUGUAUUUUGUUGGGAGAUUUCGAGAAAAUAAACCUACCGGAGAUGGCUCUUGGAUUUUCAACAAUAAAACACAAGUAAAUGUAUUUUAUCAUGAGAUAUAUAAUGAGAAAAGUAAAAAAGAAAAAGAAGCAAGAUAUGUAAAGAAUUCAAAAAUGUUCUUAAUAUUCAAUUCAUAUUGUAUUACAUCCACUGGGUGUUAA
Molecule: messenger RNA, 966 nt
Organism: Plasmodium adleri (nom. inval.)
Lineage: Eukaryota; Apicomplexa; Aconoidasida; Haemosporida; Plasmodiidae
Product: conserved Plasmodium protein, unknown function
Exons: 6
Coding region: 1-966 (321 amino acids)
Source: RefSeq, a predicted model, not a curated record